This is a messenger RNA of Mangifera indica (mango), 2632 nucleotides long. Its product is annotated as proline-rich receptor-like protein kinase PERK15. The record is from RefSeq and is a predicted model, not a curated record. The transcript is spliced from 8 exons. The coding region runs from base 330 to 2561 and encodes 743 amino acids. Gene Ontology annotation, biological process: protein phosphorylation. Gene Ontology annotation, molecular function: protein kinase activity; ATP binding. Lineage: Eukaryota; Viridiplantae; Streptophyta; Magnoliopsida; Sapindales; Anacardiaceae.
GACAAGGGCUCGAUGGCCCCGUGAAUCCGCGUAUUUUGUUCUGUUUUGUGUGUUGGAGUUUACAGUGAGAGAGAAAGAGUGUUGUUUGGUAGCUGAGAAAAUUUUCCUGUUCGCGCGAAAGGGAUUUGUUUAUUCUUCAUAGUCAGUAAAACUCACCUGCAACAUUCGCUUUACUCAUAUGCCUACAAAACUUUCCACCACAUAAACCAUCAGCAGCCAACAGCAGCUAUGAAUUCCACUAAGCAUGAAUAUGGGCAUUGGGCAGUUAGAAAACUGGUGUUCUGCAUGUGCUUUCUUACUUCUUUUGUCCAAAAUUGAACAAUUUUAACAUGUCUUUAUCGCCUUCACGGUCACCGGCUUCGGCUACCUCUGCUUUUCCGUCACCUGCAACUGUAAGUCCUCCUGAUUCUACGCCGUUUAUUACGCCGCUAUCAGCUCCUGUAGCUCCAUUAUUUUCCCCCCAGCGGGCCCUACCAGUCCCUCCGCCUCAGGUUUCCUCUCCACCGCCCACUGCCACGUCAGCCCCGCCUGUGUCAUCCUCUCUAUCUCCACCUCUUCCAGUUCUCCCAGAGGCAGCUCCUCCGCCUCAGGUUUCCUCUCCACCGCCCACUGCCACGUCAGCUCCACCUGUGUCACCCUCUCUAUCUCCACCUCUUCCAGUUCUCCCAGAGGCAGCUCCUCCGCCUCUACACAAUGCAAUACCACCUGCUACUCACGUGAUCAUUUCUCCAUCACCUAUACUCAAGUCUCCACCACCACCAACGACAACAACAAAGCCUCCAACUCCGCCGCAACUUCCGAUUACUCCAUUAAUCCCAUCAACGUCUCCUCCACAACUUCCAGUAACUCCAUCAACCCCUUCUGCUUUUCCUCCACAAUCUCCUGUGCUUCCUGCAAUUUCACUAACACCACCAAGUGUUUCUCCUCUACCUUUAGAAACUUCUCCACCUCCUCAGGCAAGUAUUUUGUUGCCGCCGCCGCCACCUCCUUGGCCUACUGACUCGCCACCAUCACCUGCUUUAGUCUCACCAUCACCUUUACCUUCUUCUUAUACCCCUAUUCCCAAAACUCCAUUCUUUGGUGCAUCUGCAACACCGUCGUUGCCUUUAGCAACUCAAAGUUCAACCAACACACAACAGCUUCGUGUGCCAAUAGGGCUUUUACUUGCAUGUCUAGUUGGUGGAGUCAUUUUACUGCUUGUGCUUGGCGUUUUUUGUUUCCGCUGUAAAGAUAAGAGGAAAAAGCGAAGGCUUGCGCAAGAUUAUUCUGAACCGCCGAGCUGGGCACCAAAAAAAGGUGUUUUUCUAUCCAAGCCUUCGCAGGAAAAUGUUUGCCCACCAGGAGCCCAUGUCAUUACGGCGCUACCAGAGCACUUGGCCUCACUGCCUUUGGUUGGAAGUUAUGGUUCCAGUUGCUCGGGAUCUGUGAAUCUGAAGACAUCUCAAGCUGCUGGUGCUGCCCCAAGUUUCACAAGAGGCAGUUUCACAUAUGAUGAGUUGGUGGUGGCUACUAAUGGCUUCUCUGAGGCCAACCUUCUUGGAGAAGGCGGUUUUGGAUACGUGCACAGAGGUAUUCUUCGUAGUGGGAAAGAAGUUGCAGUUAAGCAGCUAAAGAGUGGAAGCCAUCAGGGGGAGCAAGAAUUUCAAGCUGAGGUUGAGACGAUUAGCAGAAUCCAUCACAAACAUCUUGUUUCAUUAGUUGGAUACUGCAUUACCGGAGUUGAGAGAUUGCUUGUUUACGAGUUUGUCCCCAACAACACAUUGGAAUUUCACUUACAUGGAAAAGGACGGCCGAUUAUGGAUUGGGAAACAAGACUCAGAAUUGCCAUAGGGUCUGCAAAAGGAUUGGCGUAUCUUCAUGAGGACUGUAAUCCUACAAUCAUUCAUCGUGAUAUCAAGGCAUCAAAUAUUCUUCUUGAUUCUAGAUUCGAAGCAAAGGUUUCUGACUUUGGACUUGCCAAAAUGUUAUCUGAUAACAAUACUCAUGUUUCCACCCGAGUGAUAGGAACUUUUGGAUACUUAGCUCCAGAGUAUGCAUCAAGCGGUAAACUAACAGACAAAUCAGAUGUAUAUUCCUAUGGGAUCGUGCUUCUAGAGCUCAUAACUGGACGCCCGCCUAUCACUGCAAUAAAUUCUUAUUUAAACGAAAGCUUGGUUGAUUGGGCUAGGCCUCUGCUAAAGAAAGCUCUGGAGGAUGGCAAUUUUGAUGCUCUUGUUGAUCCAAAAUUGGAUAUGAACUACAAAUACAAUGAGAUGGAAGAUAUGGUUGCAUGUGCUGCAGCUUGUGUGCGUCAUUCAGCAUGGCUUCGACCAAGAAUGAGCCAGGUGAUUCGCGCUUUGGAAGGAGAUGUUUCUUUCACAAAGAUUGUCGAAGACAGUGCAAUUUACAGUAGCUCAGGAAGUUCAAAGUAUGAAUCCCACCAAUAUAAUGAGGAAAUGAAGAAAUUCAAUAUGAGUUUGUGGAAGGAAUGUGGCAUUAGUGGAUACAGUGAAAGCACUGGUGAAUAUGGUCUAAACCCAUCUGGCUCCAGUGGCUAUUCAAGCAGACAAACUGAGAUAUAGAGUAGCAAAGAUAGAGAUCCCAUGUAUCAAAACUUUUGAUCACUAAUUAAUAUGCAUUAUUGUUUUCCAGU